Porites lobata is the source of this 1991-nucleotide messenger RNA. NCBI's taxonomy places the organism in Eukaryota, Metazoa, Cnidaria, Anthozoa, Scleractinia, Poritidae. The record is from the annotation of a GenBank genome assembly.
AUCCACCGGGGUGUAUGCGCUGCUGAAAAUACCGUGACUUUUCCAGGAAAUUUGAAUAUAGUUCUUAGCGCACUUUCAGUGUCUAAAUGAUAACAAAGCGUUGCGCAAAAGCCUUGCUUUAAACAUCCGUCGUGUUCAAGCUAGCCAUGGCCAAAUUGUUUAGCUAUAUCGGUAAGAAAUGUGGCUAUGAAGAACCCAUUAAUGUCCACUUGUUCGAACAUGACGCUAACAGGAUGAAAGAGUUAGUUCUGCUUCACCCAGCCAAAGAGACAGGCGGAAAUCUAUUUGGUUUGUGGACAGACAGUGAAGAGCCAGUGCUACAUAUCGUGCUUGGUCCGGCCAUUGGCUGCACUCGCACAGAAGUGUCUUUCUAUCAAAGCAUUCCUUACCUAGAGCGAGUUGGAGGAAUUGUCACUCAAGACUAUCAGCUGUGCCACAUCGGAGAAUGGCAUUCUCACCAUCGUCUGCGACUGUCUGAGCCAAGUUCUGGUGAUUCGUCGACCAUUAUUCGAAACUUUCCCAGGGGAACGUGUGGUUUUCUCCUCAUCAUUGCAAACAUUCAGCCUUCAUCUGGUGCAGUAACGCUUUCACCAUAUCUUUACAGAGAAGGGGAGAGACACCAUGAAAGAUGUAAACUCAACCUGCUCCGAGGACAGAGUCCAUUCGCCAGGUUAGAUCCUAUCUUGAGCCACAUGCUACAGGACGAAGACAAGUCCUCAACUAUUCAUGAAUUUUUGCAAAGAGAACACUAUAAGAGCAAGACUUCAACUGAACCAACCCAUAGUGCUAGGGACAAUAACCCUCACACGUUCAUAUUUGAGGAAGAUUACAAUACGAUUAAGAAGCUUCUCCUCGAAAGCGAGGGUAACGAAAUUGAAAAAGGAGGAGACUUGUUUGGUUUGUGGACAACUGACGAGCAGCCUGUGUUGCAUACCGUUAGCAAACCCUUGGCCGAGACAAACGAGCGACAACCCUGUGAACCGUCAGAGAGUCAAUCGCAAGAUGCUACAAAGGGAAGUGGAGAGGAAAACUUGGCCUUUGAGGAGUACCAAGGAAUACAGAAAAUUGGGAAGUACAUACUUCGCGAUAAACCAAAUGCUGAAGGAGAAGACAAACCCACUGCAGAUGAAGAAGCUAAUUUGCGCCGACAAUUUCCUCUCCGAUGUGUUUUGGUUGUAGCUUACAUCGUUCAAUAUGACGAAGGGGAUAAAUCAGUUUUUAUUGCUUCCUACGUUUACAGCGGCAACUCCUCGCCUAAUAAACCCCUUGAAAUCAAAGUCCUUCCUGCUGCAAAGGUUUUUCUAGAAAGGCAGAAGGGGAGCGACAAGACGAAAGAAAAUAAAAGCAAGGAAGAAGAAAAUCUUAUGGAUGUGGAUACACCACCUGAUUCGCCAAGUCAGCAAAACAUAAUGACACCCUGAAGUCAAUGAUUCGCGUUCUAAACUUGUACAGCAACCGCUUGAAAUGGUCUUCUCAAGGACUAAAUUAAUACACUUUCUGCUUUCUGAAAUUGAACUCAGCAAAUAAUUUCACUACUAAAUUGGUGACUCGAUCCACGGUAGUGCGAUCACUCAAUUAUCUUCAUGACAGAACUAAAUCAAACGUUUAUACUGCCCGAUAGGAUAUAGCUGUUUUCAGGAGAGUAUUUGGCAAUUAACAGAAUCUGCAUAUAUCAGUUGGAUAGUAUAAAGUUCGACAAGUAGUAGUCUUUGGGAAUGUAUUUCACCAAAAGAUGAGAUUUUCUCGAUUUCGCUAGGUGUAGUUUAUUAAGACAGGAGAUCAUAUUUUAUGCAUGACCCUGAUUCGUUUCGUUUUGCAAUUGCUUACAGAAUAAAGUAAUUUUCCAAAAUUAAAAUCAUGGAGUUAGAUAGAUUUUUGCGAAAACUGAAUGUUGGUAACAGAAAUGUAGACCGCUCACCGCCAACGUUCACUAACCUAUUGUUAAGGCCAUACCCUGUUCAAGCCGCUAAAGUAGUAAAAUUGUAUACCCC